AUGAGGCAGGCGUGGUGGUUGGCAUAUGGUGCCGUCGGCAAGACGUGCUUACUGAUUUCGUACACCACGAAUGCUUUUCCUAGCGAAUACGUCCCGACGGUAUUUGACAACUACACGGCUAGCGUGAUGGUGGAUGGACGGCCAGUGAAUCUAGGACUCUGGGAUACCGCUGGACAAGAGGAUUAUGAUCGGUUGCGUCCGCUUUCGUAUCCGCAGACAGACGUCUUUCUCAUAUGUUUCUCAAUUGUGAGUCCUUCGAGUUUUGAGAACGCCAAGACCAAGUGGUGGCCGGAGGUGUCGCACCACGCACCCGAUACCCCCAUUCUCCUCGUUGGCACGAAGUUGGAUUUGCGGGAGGACCCUGAGAUGAAUGCGCGCUUGCGUGACCGACGUAUGGCCCCCAUCACGUACAGCCAGGCAGUCCAGAUGGCGAAGGAAAUUCGGGCUGUACGAUAUCUGGAAUGCUCGGCCCUAACGCAGAAAGGGCUCAAAGGUGUAUUUGAUGAAGCUAUUCGAUGUGUACUGUCGCCCGCACCUGUCAAGCGAAGGAAAGCAAGCAACUGCUUGGUUCUAUAG
Messenger RNA from Malassezia globosa CBS 7966, 576 nucleotides. RefSeq lists its product as uncharacterized. The record is from RefSeq and is a predicted model, not a curated record. Gene Ontology annotation, molecular function: GTP binding; protein kinase binding; GTPase activity. Gene Ontology annotation, cellular component: cytoskeleton; cytoplasmic vesicle; cell projection. The transcript is spliced from 3 exons. Bases 1 to 576 code for a protein of 191 amino acids. Gene Ontology annotation, biological process: regulation of actin cytoskeleton organization; regulation of cell shape; cortical cytoskeleton organization. Lineage: Eukaryota; Fungi; Basidiomycota; Malasseziomycetes; Malasseziales; Malasseziaceae.